AUGGAUCCGUUAUACAUUCAACCUCAUUUUCCUUUUCUACAAGUCUCAAUACUAGGGUAUGGCUGCAUGGGGCUUACAGGUAUCUAUAACAAUCCUCUCCCUAAGGAAGAAGGCAGCAAAGUGCUAAAGGAAGCUUUUAAUAGAGGAGUUACAUUCUUUGAUACUGUUGAUGUAUAUGGGGUUCAGCAUGCUAAUGAGAUACUAGUUGGGAAGGUUCAUCGUGUACUUGCGGACAUAGUUUCAGCUUCAGCUAAUGCUACACCAGGACUUGGGAGAUAUCCUCCAUUUGAACGAGAGGUGGUGACAAUUGCUACAACAGCUCUGGAGGGGUAUAAGAAUGAUGCAAAGGCCAUGGUGAUUGCACUUGUUAUCAUUUUCUUAUGUAAUAUCGGAACUAAUGGCUUACCUGAUAACAAAGAUUGUUCUCUGAUAACAAAGAUCCAAAAAGUAGAUAAGUAUCCCACCCUUAAUCAGGUUUGGUCUGCACCAAAUUACUGCUAUCGGUGUGGCAACAUGGCUUCAAUUUUGAGCUUUAGUGAAAACAUGGAGAGAGAGGUAAAGUUUUUCACAGAAACUGAAAAAAACAAUCAGAUGAUAGGACCAAGGACAGGGGUACCUUACUUUUUGUGGUUUCUUUUCUUGAAAAGUAUAGCUUGGUGUGAGGCAUGUGGAAAUCUGAAGGCAUCUUUUUUAGUUGCAGUGCUAUCUUCUUCUUGUGGGUGGCUUGUAAUUUCAAGUGAUGGAGUCUGGAAUGCUCUUUCCACUGAAUCAGCUCUGGAAUGCAGUCACGGAUUGGUUCCGGAAUCAGCAGCAGCACAAAUUGUCAAAGGGUUUAUUGUGAAGGGUGUUUUGGUCUGUGAAGGGUAA
Molecule: messenger RNA, 867 nt
Organism: Lactuca saligna
Lineage: Eukaryota; Viridiplantae; Streptophyta; Magnoliopsida; Asterales; Asteraceae
Source: the annotation of a GenBank genome assembly